Molecule: messenger RNA, 885 nt
Organism: Colletotrichum acutatum
Lineage: Eukaryota; Fungi; Ascomycota; Sordariomycetes; Glomerellales; Glomerellaceae
Exons: 1
Coding region: 406-726 (106 amino acids)
Source: RefSeq, a predicted model, not a curated record
UCGCUGAAUAGCUUCCGGCAACGCCUCGAAUUCUUGCUUCGUCAUCUGCGCCCCAAAGGGUCCCGACGAUGAAGGCGAUACCGGCGGAGGCGGCACAGCAAUUGUUGCUGAUCCGGUAGUAUUGACCUUUGUCGGCUUUACAGCCAUCGUCGCCGAGUUUGCGGCAGACACCGUCGUCGCCGUGGUCUUCUUGCUGCCGCUGCUGUUGCUCUUCUCGUGGCUCUUGCCGCUCCUCAGUGUCCACGUCGUCGAGUUGGCUGUCGCGGUCGCGGUAGAGCCAGUGCCAGAGCCAGAGCGGGAACCCGACUCGGAGCUCGUCCGGGGAAAGUGAAAGUGCUGGUGGCUCCUCGACGAGUCGGGCCGCAAGUAGAGGUUAUGAUAUGACGAUGACGAAGGGGAUUGUUUAUGCUGUUGCUGACUCUGUUGCUGUUGCUGCUGGUUGUGCUGGAGCAGACGCAGAUCGGGCGAGCUGUACCCGUCGAGUCCGUGAUGCAAAUAGUCCCAGAGGCCGUGAGACCGGUCCACGCUAUCCUCGCUGGUCCGUCCACCGGCCGCCGUCUCCGCUGUUGCUACUGCUGUCUUCUUGCCAUUGCUCUUAGCGGCGUUGUUGUCACCUCCCCCAAUGCUGGGGAAGCUGUUGGUAAUGGUCGUUGGCGCCAUUGUCGCCGUUGUCGUGGUGGCUGUCGAUACCGAUGUCGUUGUAAAGGUCAAAUUUGUUGUUGUUGAUGUCGAUGACGAAAAGCUCGAGCGUGCGGAAGAGUAAAACGAAGUAUUAUUACGGAUACUAUUGGAAAUAAUGUCGACGCUGGUGCUGGUGCUGGUGCUGCUGGCGGUUCUUGUUGAUGAAAGAUCUCUGUCGAUCUCGAUCUCGUUGAUCAGAAAGUG